Molecule: messenger RNA, 6079 nt
Organism: Oryza sativa Japonica Group (Japanese rice)
Lineage: Eukaryota; Viridiplantae; Streptophyta; Magnoliopsida; Poales; Poaceae
Source: RefSeq, a predicted model, not a curated record
UGACACAGUCGAACAAGUUUAAGGACCUGAACGGUCGAUUUGCGAGUUUAGGGACCGGGAUGAUACAACGGUUCAAGUUUAGGGACCGGUGAUGGACUUUACUCAGAAAAAAAAAUAGCAUCGAGUUUAACAUGUCUAUAAGAGAGUAGAUACAUUCUAUAGAGACAUUAAAUUUUACCAGAACCAUAGUGAACCAAGAGAAAAAAUAUAUAUAUUUUCUCAUGCUAUUACGAAUACCUAAACUCAAGACCUCUUGAAAAAAAAUCAUUUUUAUCCACAUGGCACUAAGCAUCUCAACCUCAUGUUAUUACUAAAACAUAUGUGCCUUGUGUUACUUAUAGUUAAUUACUUAUCAUAUAUUAACAUUUUAUAAAAUGUCUCUUUGUGUCUAGAGACAAUUCAUCAAAAGGCAUUUAUGAUACCUUUUAAAAAAAAUCUACCAUAUAUUAGCAUUUUAGCUUCUUUGUUUCUAGAGACGAUGGACCAAGAGCUAUUUAUGAGGUACUUUAAAAAUGUCUUUAUGUCGCAUUUUUGUUGUAGUAUCCACAAAAGUAGUUUGAUUAGUUUGCUUGAAUAGUUAUUGUUAUGUGUCUUAUCUAUUAGUCAGUCAUAUUUAUUAUUACAUCGAUCAUCCCAUAUUUGUUAAGAGAGUGAUUUUAUGGUUCUUAAGAGGCACUUCCUCUAUUAAUAAAUAUUUAACUUUACGAUAAAAUUUAGCUAAACUCUGUAAGAUUCUGACCAUCAGUUAUGUAUUAGAAUAUGUUCAUAAAAUUUAAUAAGUUUAUAAUAUGAUGAUAGUAUUUUUUUAGACAAAUCUACGUAUAUCAUUUCUUUUGUUUUAAAAUUAAGCAUUUUGGAAACUGUUAAUGGUUCGAGUGUUAAAAGUUUCAAUCGAAUCCUGUCUUAAAUGCAAAAUAUUUAUGACCAAACAAAGUACGUAAAAUAUCUCUUCUUAGGAUGUCCUUUUAACAUCCCAAAGUCAUUACAUUAAAUAUAUCUUGUUAGGAUGGCCUUUUAACAUCACAAAGUCAUUACAUUUAAGAUCAAGAAAAUACCCCCAAAAGAUUUUCUCUUAGCCAUAUGGGGACAUGCUAUCUCACACAUACAGAGGCUUUGUUAUCAUAUGCCAUGUUUUAACCUGUACUUUAGAGGAAUUAGAGGAACACAAGGUGAGGGGCCUUUUUUUUUAAAAAAAAAAGAGAAAAAAAACAGAGUUCGAACCAGUUGGUAGCCUAGCCUCACAGUUGCAGGACUUACCACCAAACUACAAGCACAUUCUCAAUGGUCUCUAUAUAUGAGGGCAUAUCCUGAUCAUUGGGAGUAAAGAAAUAAUCUUAGGCUAUAUUUGGCACUCUCUUUUUCAGUUUCUACUUCCUUGUUUUUCGUUCACGUUUCCUGCACUGCUAAAAGAUAUAUUUUUUAAAAAAUAUAUAUAUAGGAAAGUUGAUUUAGAAAAUUAUAUUAAUCUAUUUUUUAAGUUUUUAUCUAAUACUUAAUUAAUCAUGUACUACUGAGUUGUUUUUGUUUUAUGUGCAUGCGAGAUUAGUUCCCAAACCUCCAUGCUGAACACUAAUACUCUUUUCUUUCACUUAGCCACCAAUGUUGCCUGGCCACGCAUCGCUGUUGUGUUUACCUGUUAUCUUAGGGAAUCAAACUAGUACUACUUACCAGGGAGGGAACUAGCUAGCUAACUCAAAUGUACUGUUCAUACACAUGGGUAAAAAAACAAUCUGGUGAUAAAAAAUUACAAAAAAUAAGGAGAGAUAAAAUCAUCACCAAGAUCUAUAUACCUUAUAAAUGAAUACCUUAUGCAGUGGCUGGAACAAAGUUAUUCCUUUGUCUACAAAAAGUUUAUGUUCUUUCUAAAAACAAAACUAAGACGGGCAAAAGCUUUGUCAAUGUGUAUAUUUAUAGAACAUGGGCAAAUACAAGGUGCAAACAAUAUUUACAGGGUGUGCUGAAAAAAGGAAAAAAAAACCUAUGGAAUCUUCUCCAAAGGAGGUAACUCUAUAAGGCCGGUGGCCCCAGCUUUUGUCCAGGCUCUUCCCUCGUCUUUGAUCUUCACUAAAAAAAUAAAUUUCUUAACCACUCGUCAUCAAUAUUACAUUCUUACUUGUAUCUUUUGAAACUCUGCCUACUAGGCUUUUGUCUAGGCUCUUCCCUUGUCUUUGAUCUUCACUAAAGAAAUAAAUUUCUUAACCCCUCAUCAUCAAUCUUAUAUUCUUAAUUACUUGUAUCUUUUGAAACUCUGUCUACUAGUUGUAUAUGUCUUUUUAGACGCACUCCGUCCAGUCUUUUGUAUGGCAUUGAUUUAAGUGAUAAGAAACUAGUAAUGCAAUACUCAGAAUGUAGUGGUAUAGGUCUUGCGAACUGUGCAUAAUUACUUCUCUAGUACAUGAUCACUGUUUCUGAUCAAUAUUACUGCCUUUCAGUAGUCAUUUUAUAGUACCGAGAAGAUUGCAUUUUACCUGAACCCUGAAAUUACCCUACAACUUGAUUGUGUUUUCUAAUUAUCAACAGCACAAUCUUCUGAACAGUGUAAUUGAAAUAGCAGUUCUUUUUUUUUAAUAAACUCGGCACUAACUUCUGGAGAAGCUGAAAUACCAGUCUGUUUUUCUCUUUUUGUGAACGGACAAUAGCAACCUUAAUAUGCAGAUUCUUGGAAAUUAUUAGUUGACUAACUAAAGCACGGUACAAAAAAUAUACAUCUUAUAACACUGGUUUACUGUUUACCAAUUCAGCUGAAUUACAAUGAAAUAUUAAAAGUGGUAGUGUAAUCAUUGGUUAACAGUGCAGUUUUUUCUUGAUAUUGACGUGUACGCACACUAAUCCUUCGCAUGCACUAACUAAAACUGCUGUGCUGCUAGUUGUAGUUAAGUUGUCGUUUACUGCCUGUGAUUUCUGAACAGCAAUUGAUGUGCUGAAUCUGCUGAUCCGACACGCUCACUACAAUGCUGCUAGAUGUAGUUAACUUGUCGUUUACUGCCCGUGCAGAGCUUCUUCUUCUUCUUUUUUUUUUUUUUUUGAGAACUCGUAGUACAGAGCAAUUGAUGUGCCGAUCCGACAUGUUCAUUACUACAGUAACCAAAACCAUACUAUGUGGUCAUCUCUGUGUGGUUUUCAAAUGGCUGAAGUAAUGUGACUGUUGGUUCUGAAUCUUGUAGGAGUAUACUGUACAUUUCGAAUGAGUUCUAACUAUGCAUAGAUAAAAUAGAACCUUAUUUGCGUGCUUGUUGACUUAUUAUUGUUGUUACGGAACUUCAGUUUAUUAGCUAAAAUCAAAAUUAAUUGUUUCUCCAAAUAAUUAGGAGUUUGGCGUUGUUGUUCGUGAAGAGUUUAUUGAUUUCAAGAUCCUUAGUACUAGUACUAAAUGUGUUGUUAUUAAUUGUUUUCUGAGACAUUUGAAUAUGCUGCUGUUUGGAAACUCAAAAACGUAUAUACUGAGAUAUGUGCGUGUAUACAUGAGAUAUUGGUUAUCGUCAGAUAACGACAUUGUUGGAUAGUAUAGGAGAGAAAUACUGUGUAACGUGGGACACAUUGUAUUGAGCCUCAGGGGGCCGAUAUAUAUAGGAGUACAUGGAGAGGAGAUAAGGAAGGAUUACAGAUAUGGAAGGAAUCCAAACAAACCAAUCCUAUCCUAAUAUGACUCUAACUACCAUAUACUCUAACAUCCCCCCGCAGUCUAAGCGUGAGCAGCGCGGACACUUGGACUGGAGAAGAAACCGGCAAGAGUGCUCAAUACGGAUGAUAGCCCUUUGUGCGUUGUCGACGUAGCCAAAGCGAAGGGUGCGAGGGAGCCGUGGUCGAGGAAGCCGUGCGUAGAGUAGCCGUGGUCGAUGUAACUGAAGUCGGGAAGUUGAUGUCGAGGUAGCCGAGCCGCAGGGCGCGCAUGGGGCGCCGUAGAGUGGUCGUGGACGCACGGGAGGGGCGUCGUGGACCAAGGUGCGCGAGAACGCGCUGGAGACGAAGACGGUGACACAAUCGCGGUAAUCGUUGAGGAAGAUGACGCCGAAGAGCCGAUGUAGUCGAACCGUGAAGGACGAGACAUCACACAGGGUUUGCCAGACCCCGGGACAACUCGGGACGAACGCGCGCAACGGUGUUGCCAGUACCGUGCGGGUGAUGUAGGGGACCACCAUGAAUCAUACACCAAUGUCGGAGGAGACUAGCAGAGAAGGCCUCCGAGACGGUCGCGGCGCGAGAACGGCGUAAAGGGAGAAUUGCCGGAGCAGCACACAGUUGCCGGAGAAGUGCGAAGUGUAGUCGAGGAAGAUACGCGACGCUGGCGAUGAGUCAUGCUGGACGAAGUAGAAGGCGAAGUAGUGGGACCAACGGCCUGGACGGCGAUGUCGGUAGCCAUGUAGAGGUAGCUGGACCACCGGCCUAGAGUGGCGACGGUGGCAACUUGGAGAUGCGGCGGCGAUGCUCGAAGUAGAGGAAGAAGACCCUGAGCGGCUGACGAUGACUAGUGUGGACGACGAGGGUGUCGAUGUGCAAACGGCGAUGAAGACGACGAAAGCGGCGAAGCUGCGGUCCGAGAGGACAACACAGCUGUAGCUCUAUGUCGAUGCAGCGGCAAGAAGUCCACGGGCAGUGGCACUAUGGCCCGAGGGGGGGCGACGCAGCGGCAACCCAAAGCUUAAUGGCGUAGACGCGCAGUUGAAGACGAUCGGCGGUAGAAGUCAUCAUGUCCAUGCGCUUAAUCGGGUGAUCAAGCCGAAGUCGCGCUCAACGAGACGAGAAAGUCAAAGCUGAAAUCGAUGCCGAUGUCGGAGACGCGAGGAUGUCGACGAGGCGGUGGGCGACGCAAACCCGUUCUCAGAACGGGAAAAAAAAUUGAUACAGUAGCAUGCAGUGGUAGUCCACAGUAGAAGCCAAACUCCACGUCUCCCAUGGUCCAUGGACCAAGUUCACACAGUCCUGAGCCCGUGAAUAACUUGCUCAUCCCCAAUCUCUCACUUCAUUGGCAUGGAGCAGACGAACAAUCAACGUGUCCACCACCUCCGACAGAGACAGAGCGGGGGGAGGGAGAGCGCCAGGCGGUGGGCGUCGAGGCCAGCGAACGGAUGGGAGGCGGUGGUGGAGAUGAGCUGUCGGCGCAGCCAAGGAGACGACCUCGAGGUGGUAGCCGCCGGUGGAGCAGCCGAGGCCGGCAGCCCGGCAGACAGCAGAAAGCGGCGCCCCGUCGGCCAGGCCGGCGGCUGAAGGCGGAGGGCGUGCGGUGCCGGCCGAUGGUGGCAUGCUCCAAGCGGCAGUCCGCCAGAUCGGCGAGGAGUCCGGGCGGAGAUGGCGACGACAGCGAGGCCGGCACUCGGCUAGAUGGGAUCGACCGCAACGACGACGACCUCGACCGCAACGACGACGACCUCCAGAUGACGACUGCCAGAUGGUUGCGUGGAUGGUGGAGAGGGCGUCGACAGUGAACGGCGGCCUGCGAGCGUAGGCGGCGGAGGCGGCCGCCGAGGAGGAACCGGCAGGGACGUGUCCCCCGUACUCUGUGCCGCGCCAACGACGCCACGACGACCAUGGCAACGCCGGCGCCCGGUGGAGCUUGAUGAAGAUGGCGCCGGUGGCGUCGGGGCGGUCUUGCCCCAGGUGAGGCCGACGACCAGCGGGCGGCGCGGCCUACCGGCGACGUCGGGGUGCUGGUGGAGAUCGGGUCGGCCAUGCCCUCCAGAUCGGCGAUGACGAUGUGGAUGGUACGAUGCUACUGACUUCUUCACGAUGACGCGAAGACGACUCGACGAUGCCGAGGAGAUCGAGAUCGAUCUCGGCGGCGAAGCACAAAGAGAAAAAAAAACAAAAAACGGGUGGCCGCCCCCGGGAGAUCGCUAUUCCCGGGGGCAGCGGCGGCGAAAGCGUGAGAGCGGCGCUAGAUCGCCCGCUCUGAUACCAUGUUGGAUAGUAUAGGAGAGGAAUACUGCGUAACGUGGGACAUAUUGUAUUAAGCCUCAGGGGACCGAUAUAUAUAGGAGUACAUGGAGAGGUGAUAAGGAAGGAUUACAGAUAUGGAAGGAAUCCAAACAAACCAAUCCUAUCCUAAUAUGACUCUAACUACCAUAUACUCUAACAUCCCCCG